Messenger RNA from Corapipo altera (White-ruffed manakin), 459 nucleotides. It is a transcript of the gene CUNH11orf97, whose product is annotated as chromosome unknown C11orf97 homolog. The record is from RefSeq and is a predicted model, not a curated record. Lineage: Eukaryota; Metazoa; Chordata; Aves; Passeriformes; Pipridae. Bases 16 to 333 code for a protein of 105 amino acids. The transcript has 4 exons. Gene Ontology annotation, cellular component: ciliary base.
CCGGGCGUGGCGGCCAUGAGGGCGGCGGGCCGGGAGCUGCCGGCGGCGGCGACCGAGGAGCCGGGCAGCGAUGCCCGCGGCGAGCAGCCCCCAGGGAAGAAAUGUGUAUAUGUCGAGCCACCUAGGAGAGUUAAAGAAAUACUUGAGGAGCACCUUCAUUUUCAGAAAGAAGAAUGCAAUGUUAAACAUCCAGCUGCAGUGGCUCUAGAAGGAGUUUGGGAUGUGAAAAACAAUUUCUCCAUUAGAAGCCUGAAAGCAGUGUCACAGAACAGGAGCAGUUUACUUUUACAGCCUCAAUUCUACUCAAGACAUGCAAGAAUAAAAAAUUGCUGAACUUUACUGCUAUGAAGACUUGAGUUUGCUUUGAUGUGUCAAAUCAAACAUCAGAAUGACUAGCUACCUUUGGAAAUGUAGAUCUGUACUUCCAGGAUUUUGAAUAAAAUUCUGCUUGAAUAUGGA